AUGGGCAUUGAAAUACCUGAUUAUCCCAAAGCUCGCGGCCCCCCGGUUUCAUGGAAACCUGGCUCCAACUGCUGCGACUGGGAGGGAGUCACUUGCGACCCCAAAUCUGGCCACGUCAGCGGCCUCGGCCUCAGUCAACGUGGUAUCAAUGGCAAACUCAGUGCUAGCCUCUUCAAUCUCAUCUCCCUCCGAACUCUCGACCUCUCCUACAACUUCUUUCAAGGGUACUUUCCUCAAGUGGGGUUUGAGAACCUUACACAACUCACCCGUCUCAAUCUCUCACUUGCCGGAUUCAGUGGUCAGAUCCCCGUCGGCAUCUCUCGCUUAACCGACCUCAUCUCCCUCGACCUCAGCUUAUUAAGCAACGUCUACUCAACCCACUACCUCAGCGAGCACGACUACAGCGGCGAUUACGUACAACUCCGCCAUCUAAGUUUCCGGACUCUAGUUGGAAACCUUAGCAAUCUGAGGGAGCUCGAUCUCGACGGCAUCGACAUGUCCUCGAACCUAGACUGGGGAAGUGCUUUGUCCACCUCGAUGCCUCACCUUCAAGUGCUCAGUUUGAGGGGGUGUAAUCUCCCAGGUUCAAUUUCUCAAACUUUGCUCAAUUGUGGGUCGUUAAAGGUUUUAGACCUUGGGAACAAUCAGAUUGUUAGAGGUUUUCCAUCUUGGUUGGGACAAAUGAUAUUUGAUCUAUCUUCCAAUCACUUAAGUGAAAAUUUGCCUUCAAAUUGUUUCAACAAUCUAAAGUCCAUGAUGAGUUUCUCCACUAAGAAUCUAAGUGAUGACAUAAUUGAUAAAGAUGGUUAUAACUAUGAAGUUUCAGUCACAACUAACGGGUAUGAAUAUACCUUUCUGAGAAUAUUAGCGAUAUCAUAUACGUUUGUGGAUUUCUCAAACAACAACUUUGAUGGUAAUAUUCCUAAGGUGAUCGGUAAUCUCGGAGGCCUUUUCAUGUUGAAUUUAUCACAAAAUUCUCUCACAGGAGAGAUUCCUUCGGUAAUUGGAAACAUGAGACAACUUGAAAGAUUGGAUCUUUCUGCAAACCAUUUGUCUGGACAGAUUCCUCAAGAAUUGACUUCUCUCACAUUCUUAACUUCUUUAAACCUUUCUAGCAACAAUCUAACAGGAAGAAUUCCUCAAAGUAAUCAGUUCUAUACAUUUUCGAAUGCUUCUUACCUAGAUAACGAUGGACUGUGUGGAAAUACUUUAUCAAAGCAAUGCAACAACAGAAGCCCAAAUCAGACAAGUGCAGUGCAACCUACAGCCUCUGACCAUUCAUCACCAUCAACCUAUAUCAUUGUACUUGCGCUAUUAAUCGGCUUGGGAUUUGGAGUGGGAUUUGCAGUGACCUUUAUGCUUCGCAUUGUGCAAAUGAAAUUUUGGAAAAGGCAAAAUACUACCAGCAUCUAG
Messenger RNA from Asparagus officinalis (garden asparagus), 1413 nucleotides. Its product is annotated as receptor-like protein 12. Gene Ontology annotation, molecular function: protein binding. The record is from RefSeq and is a predicted model, not a curated record. The transcript has 3 exons. Lineage: Eukaryota; Viridiplantae; Streptophyta; Magnoliopsida; Asparagales; Asparagaceae. The coding region runs from base 1 to 1413 and encodes 470 amino acids.